AGAGGCAGAGCGAGGGCAACGCCUCAAAGCACCGGGAAGCUCUCUCUAUCCAUCGCCAUCUCACUCCCCUUUUUCCCCUCUCUCUCUGUGAAGCGUAAAGCGACCUCUCGUUUUGAUGUGUCUGCAGCUCUCGCCUUUUGUCAACAUUUAAUAGCAGCCCUAUGUGCAUUGUCACGCUAAGGAAUGAAGUGGUGACUGGCUCCUUGGAUUAUUGCUCUUUUUUCCCCCGCCAGUGGCAGCGAGGUGCAGGCAUCUUCUUUGUGGAGUCAUCUUUGUUGAGGGAUAUAUCGGUUGGUGGGCCUGAGAAGCAAGGGGUUCACUGGGAAGGGGGCAUGCCUUCCUAGCAGUUAGACAUUUGGGGUGCCAUGCCGCCACUUGAACUCUGACCUGACAGGAGCAGGAUAAAGCAAACAAAUUGUCUUUUUCUUUCGAUUUUCUUUUUCUGUCAUCAUGGACAUCAACCUCCAGUCGCACCGCUUCUACUUCCCUCAGAUCUAUUGCGCCGAGCCGGGGGCGCAACCGCAGCUGACCGAGUUCAAAGUCAGUGAACAGAGCAUCUGCCAGGCGCGGGCCUCCGUCAUGGUUUACGACGACACCAGCAAGAAGUGGGUGCCCAUCAAGCCGGGCCAGCAGGGGUUCAGCCGCAUCAACAUCUACCACAACACGGGCAACAACACCUUUAGAGUGGUCGGCGUCAAGCUGCAGGACCAGCAGGUGGUCAUCAACUACUCCAUCGUGAAGGGCCUCAAAUACAACCAGGCCACGCCCACAUUCCACCAAUGGCGGGACGCCCGGCAGGUCUACGGCCUCAACUUUGCCAGCAAGGAGGAGGCAACCACCUUUUCCAACGCCAUGCUCUUUGCCCUCAACGUGCUCAGCGCUCAGGAUGGAGGUCCAGCUGUGCAGCGUCAAGUCCAAAAUGGACCGACCUCGGAAGAGAUGGAAGCCCAAAGAGCAAGGCAGAUGAUGGAGCAGCAGCAGCAGAUGCAAGCCCACAUGGAGCGAGAGCGACACUCCUCCAACUCAGGUUCUCCUUUCCAAGGCCACCCCGCAGUGCUAUCUGUGGCGCCGCCUGUCAUACCUCCCCCUGCCAACAUGGGCGCGGCUCCUCCCCCGCCGCCGCCGCCACCGGGGCCUCCGCCGCCCUCCGCCGGGACCCCUCCACCUCCCCUCCCUCCUCCACUGCCCAUCCACGGGGAGGAGACCACGGCCCAGACAGGUCUCGCUGCCAUGAUCGCGGGUGCCAAGCUGCGCCGCGUUCAAAGACCUGAGGAUAGCACGCCCAGCGCCAAAAACGAAGUCAAUCGGACGAGCGGCGGCAGCGGAGGACUGAUGGAGGAGAUGAACGCUCUCUUGGCGCGAAGAAGAAAAGCAGCAUCAGAAAAGCCAGAGGACAACCAAAAUGAUGACCCAAAUUCUCCAUCACCCGGCAACAGGGGGAGUCAGAACGCCACAGAUGGUGCUAAAAAGCCCUGGGACAGAGCCAACUCUGCAGACAGGUCAAUGGCUUCAAGGGUACGACCCGUGGGGAGUGCCAACGACGGAGACUCGCUAGACAUGGAUAGAAUGAAACAGGAAAUCUUGGAAGAAGUGUUCCGUGAGUUGCACAAAGUGAAGGAAGAAAUAAUUGAUGCUAUUAGACAUGAACUCAGUCGAGUUAGCACAACAUAAUCUUCCAGAACCACGCGCCAAUUUCAACAGCAGGAGGACGACGACAAAAGAAGAAGUCAAGCUGAAACUGUUACGUUCACUGUGGUGUUGAGGCGCCGCCGCCAUGUUGCUGUGACACUUGCGUGACAAGUGUGUGUAACAUUGAGUUUGUGCUUCGCAAAGGGAGCCGUGUGUGUGUGUGUGUGCGCGCAUGUGUGUGUGCGCGUGUGUAUCUGUGUGCGUGUGAGGGGACUCUACAAUUCUUUACAUUUCUCUUUGUUGUCCACUGUUCCUUUCUGUCUCUGUUUGGUCUGAAGAACACUAGACAAUUCAAUAUAUUUGAACUAUUUUAAAGUUUUCAAGAGUUUAUUUUUAUUUUUGGUAUGUUCACUCUCAUUUUUAUGACCCUUACUAUCAUUUCUCAUUAUUGAAGUAUUCUUAAAAGGAAUCAUAGCCGAUAAUAUUGAGAAUAUGAUAGUAAAUGUAAAACUGUUGCACAUAUUUUGAAAUAAUUCUGUUUUAUAUUAUUCACUUAUGAACUGUACUACCAAAUGCUUCUCAUUAUUUGUUAAUUUUAAAUGUGUGUUUAUUCUUUAUGGCCAACACAGUAGUGCAGCUUUGACCAACAACAGACAGUGGGUGAACUUUUGAACAAAAUAAUAAUAAUUAACACACCAGAGUAUUUGUGAUCAUUUUGUUAAUAAUAGUUUAAAAAAAUGUUUAUUAGCUGCCAGUAUUGUUCAUUUUAUUAUCUCUAUGACAAAGUGCUUCCUUGUUGGACAAGUGAAGAGGGAAAAUAAAAUGCACUGAGUUUGAAAUUAAUCAAAUAAAACUGUGAACAAUGUCUUGGAUAAAUAAGCCUUACUG
Nerophis lumbriciformis (worm pipefish) is the source of this 2517-nucleotide messenger RNA. RefSeq names its product Enah/Vasp-like b (gene evlb). NCBI's taxonomy places the organism in Eukaryota, Metazoa, Chordata, Actinopteri, Syngnathiformes, Syngnathidae. Gene Ontology annotation, cellular component: cytoskeleton. Gene Ontology annotation, biological process: positive regulation of actin filament polymerization; protein homotetramerization; actin polymerization or depolymerization. The record is from RefSeq and is a predicted model, not a curated record. Gene Ontology annotation, molecular function: profilin binding; actin binding; SH3 domain binding.